This is a messenger RNA of Charadrius vociferus (killdeer), 732 nucleotides long. Its product is annotated as T-cell surface glycoprotein CD8 alpha chain-like. The annotation marks the transcript as partial. The transcript has 4 exons. Gene Ontology annotation, biological process: immunoglobulin production; immune response. The record is from RefSeq and is a predicted model, not a curated record. Lineage: Eukaryota; Metazoa; Chordata; Aves; Charadriiformes; Charadriidae.
AUGACCAUCUGCUUCUGCUGCUACCAGAGCUGCCUCCAUGGUUCCCUGGUCCAGCCAGCGCUGACUCAGCCGCCCUCCGUGUCGAAAAACGUGGGAGAAUCCGCCCAGAUCCCCUGCUCCGGGAGGGGUAGCAGCUAUGGCUGGUUCCAGCAGAAGGUUCCUGGCACUGCCCCUGUCACUGUGAUCUAUGCUAACAGCAACAGACCCUCGGGCAUCCCUCCUCGAUUCUCCGGAUCCAAAUCUGGCUCCACGGCCACCUUAACCAUCACUGGGGUCCAAGCGGAGGACGAGGCUGUCUAUUACUGUAGUAACUAUGACAGCAGCUAUAACGGUGACAUAAGCAACGGGGAACCCAGGUCUGUGCACGUACCCUGUCAUUUGGAGAGGGAACAACCCCCAACAGCCCUGCUCCUGCCCUUGUUCCUCGCUGCACCAGAACCCCCCUUGUCACUGGCACCAGCUCCCCCCACCUUCUCACCUCCCCCUGGACCUGCCAUGAUCACCCAGUAUGGCUGGAUCCAGCAGAAGGUUCCUGGCACUGGCCCUGUCACUGUGAUCUACAACAACAACAACAGACCCUCGGGCAUCCCUCUGCGAUUCUCUGGAUCCCAGUCUGGCUCCACGGCCACCUUAACAAUCACGGGGGUCCAAGCUGAGGAUGAGGCUGUCUAUUACUGUGGUGGCUUGGACAACAGUGGUGAUGCUGUUGUAGAGACACAGAGACAUGUGGAA